AUGGCUUUGAAGGACACGGGCAGUGGCGGCAGCACCAUCCUGCCCAUUAGCGAGAUGGUCUCCUCGUCCAGCUCGCCGGGCGCGUCUGCGGCCGCCGCCCCGGGGACCUGUGUGCCCUCGCCCUUCCCCGAGGUGGUGGAGCUCAAUGUGGGAGGCCAGGUCUAUGUGACCAAGCACUCGACGUUGCUCAGCGUCCCGGACAGCACUCUGGCCAGUAUGUUCUCGCCCUCCAGCCCCCGGGGCGGCGCCCGACGCCGAGGAGAGCUGCCCAGGGACAGCCGGGCGCGCUUCUUCAUCGACCGGGACGGCUUCCUCUUCAGGUACGUGCUGGAUUAUCUGCGGGACAAGCAGCUCGCGCUGCCGGAGCACUUCCCGGAGAAGGAGCGGCUCCUGCGCGAGGCCGAGUACUUCCAGCUCACCGACCUGGUCAAGCUGUUGUCGCCCAAGGUCACCAAGCAGAACUCACUCAACGACGAGGGCUGCCAGAGCGACCUGGAAGACAACGUCUCCCAGGGCAGCAGCGACGCGCUGUUGCUGCGUGGGGCGGCCGCAGCCGCGCCCCCGGGCCCGGGAGCGCACGGCGGCGGCGGCGGCGGCGGCGGCGGCGGCGCGCCGGACAAACGCUCGGGCUUCCUCACGCUCGGCUACCGCGGCUCCUACACCACGGUGCGAGACAACCAGGCGGACGCCAAGUUCCGGCGUGUGGCGCGCAUCAUGGUGUGCGGGCGCAUCGCGCUGGCCAAGGAGGUCUUCGGGGACACGCUCAACGAGAGCCGCGACCCUGACCGGCCGCCCGAGAAGUACACGUCCCGCUUCUACCUCAAGUUCACCUACUUGGAGCAGGCGUUCGAUCGCCUGUCCGAGGCUGGCUUCCACAUGGUGGCGUGUAACUCCUCGGGCACCGCCGCCUACGUCAACCAGUACCGCGACGACAAGAUCUGGAGCAGCUACACCGAGUACAUCUUUUUCCGACCACCUCAGAAAAUAGUGUCACCUAAACAAGAACAUGAAGAUAGGAAACACGACAAAGUCACAGAUAAAGGAAGUGAAAGUGGGACUUCCUGUAAUGAGCUCUCCACUUCCAGCUGUGACAGCCACUCAGAGGCGAGCACUCCCCAGGACAACCCACCCAGUGCCCAGCAGGCAACAGCUCACCAACCCAACACCUUAACAUUGGAUCGUCCUUCCAAAAAAGCACCUGUGCAAUGGAUGCCCCCACCAGACAAACGCAGAAACAGUGAACUCUUUCAGACACUCAUCAGCAAGUCCCGGGAAACAAAUCUAUCCAAAAAGAAAGUCUGUGAGAAGCUAAGUGUGGAAGAAGAAAUGAAAAAGUGUAUUCAGGAUUUUAAAAAAAUCCACAUUCCAGAUUAUUUUCCAGAGCGCAAACGCCAGUGGCAGUCUGAACUGUUGCAGAAGUAUGGCUUAUAG
Callorhinus ursinus (northern fur seal) is the source of this 1431-nucleotide messenger RNA. RefSeq names its product potassium channel tetramerization domain containing 8 (gene KCTD8). Gene Ontology annotation, cellular component: signaling receptor complex. Gene Ontology annotation, molecular function: protein binding. Gene Ontology annotation, biological process: regulation of G protein-coupled receptor signaling pathway; protein homooligomerization. NCBI's taxonomy places the organism in Eukaryota, Metazoa, Chordata, Mammalia, Carnivora, Otariidae. The record is from RefSeq and is a predicted model, not a curated record.